AUGUGGCAGAGUGAUAUUUGUGCUGGCGGCGCUUACUCUAUAACUGUCUAUCUUAUUGGUUUGCGCGCGGCGGUUGACUGUCGUUUGUGUUGUUGUCUAUUUGCUUUCGUCUUACCGGCGCGCACCGGUGGCAUCAACACCGGCAGUGACAGUGGCAGUUGUAGCAGCAGCAACGGCGACACGGGUUUUCCGCCCUUUACGGAACUCUCGCAUAAUUUGCAGCAGUUGUCAGAGAAGGCACGUUCCACCACAGAAUUUAUACAGCGAUUAAAAGGCAUGAGUGACAAAGUGACGGAGUCUUGCAUGGAAUUCGAGAGACUGGUGACAGCACAAUGUGAAGCCUUAAUACAAGCAAUACACGACCGUCGUGAAUAUCUACUCGAGGCCAUACGCAUGGAUAAGGAUACAAAAAUCAGAAUAUUAAAGGAUCAACAAUCAAAUUGCACGGGCAAGUUGCAACAAACCACUGGACUAAUACAAUUCUGUAUUGAGGCGCUGAAAGAGACAGACAGUGCUGCCUUUUUACAAGUCGGCUCCAUGUUGAUUAAUCGCGUUGCCAAUACGGACAUGACCUGGCAUCAGGAAGUGACAAAUGCGGCUCCACGUGUUUCGCCAAUUGUCGACUUGACGCUAGACGAUGCUGCGCUGGUGCGUGCCAUUGAUAAUUUGAAUUUUAUACAGAUGAAAGCCGUCAAAGAUGGAGAAGAAAGAUUACCAGCAGCGCCAUUAGCGCCCACCAUUGUUCCAGAGGACUGUUCAGCGGAAAAUAAUUCGGUUACAGUGGCGUGGCAAGCACCGGCCCAUUCUUUCGUCGAUGGCUAUGUACUGGAGUUGGAUGAUGGCAGCGGUGGGGAGUUCAGGGAGGUCUAUUGCGGCAAGGAAACAAUUUGCACCGUCGACGGACUCCACUUCAAUUCAAUGUACAAUGCGCGCGUGAAGGCCUUCAACAAUGCGGGCGAGGGUGAAUACUCCGAGCUCAUUGGAUUGCAAACAGCGGAAGUUGCCUGGUUCACAUUCGAUCCGAUACUGAGUGGCGGCGCCGGCUCUGGUCUCGUUUUUACCAGCAACAAUGCCACCGUCUCGGUGGAGGGUUGGGAGCAUCGCGUUGCUUUGGGUUCAGUGGGCUUCUCGCGUGGCAUCCACUAUUGGGAAUUCACCGUGGACAAGUACACAAUGGAUACAGAUCCGGCAUUUGGUGUGGCGCGCAUCGAUGUCAAUCGCAACAAAAUGUUAGGCAAAGACGAAAAAUCCUUUGCCAUGUACAUCGAUGGCCAACGCUCGUGGUUCCAGCACAACUCUGUGCAUGAGCGACGCGUCGAAGGUGGCAUAACUACCGGCAGCACCAUUGGUGUACUGCUCGACUUGGAGCGACAUACUUUAAGUUUCCUGGUCAAUGAAAUGCCACAAGGUUCAGUAGCAUUCCGCGAUCUCUACGGUGUGUUCUAUCCGGCAGUGAGCAUUAAUCGUGGAGUGACACUGACCUUACACACCGCUUUGGAUGCGCCCAAAAUGGAUUACUUCUGAGUAAGAAUGAAUAAGAGUCGAUGUAAGCAGAGAGAGUGAGAAGGGAGAGAAAGAUUGUGAGAAGAAGUAGAUAGAGGUGGAGCGAAAGAAAGAGAGGUAGUGAAGUAGGCUGGGUGAAAGAGGGGUGAAAAGAGAGAAAGGGGUAGAGAGAGAGAGGGAGAGCUCGAGAAAGAGCAGUAAUUAGAGUUAAGGAGUGGAAAAGCUGCUCAGCUGUUGUGUACAUAUUUGCAUUAUAAAUAUUUCCUUAUUUGAGUGUAACAGUAAUUAAGGCAUAUAGGCAUAUGUGCAUGUGUGUUAAAUAGUACUACAUAUAGGCGUCUACUUACACAUACGCGUGUUUGCGUAACUACUUAAGGUAGACAUACUCAUAUUACAUUAAUUUUAAGUAGCAUAAUGGGGCGUAGGCACAUAUCUUAAGCAUUUAAAAUGAGAGAAAUACCAAAAGCGUGAAGGCAGGAAAGUGAAGUUAUAUUAUAAUAUAUACCUAUACAUAAUAUUAUACAUAGAAAGAAAAAAAAAUGUAUAAUAAAAUUGCGCAAAAAAUUAAAAUGAAAAGGUAUUUAUAUAAGAAAAAAACGAAAAAUUACUGGAUAAGCAUACACUGUUUAUUAUAAAUAUUUAGACGUACAAAAUUCAGCAGUGGACUUUCAUAGGCUUUCAUUCAUACUUAAAUAUUUAUACAUACAUACAUGCACGCAUGUAAUA
Molecule: messenger RNA, 2229 nt
Organism: Anastrepha ludens (Mexican fruit fly)
Lineage: Eukaryota; Metazoa; Arthropoda; Insecta; Diptera; Tephritidae
Gene: Trim9
Product: E3 ubiquitin-protein ligase TRIM9
Exons: 11
Coding region: 1-1524 (507 amino acids)
Molecular function (GO): protein binding
Source: RefSeq, a predicted model, not a curated record